Molecule: messenger RNA, 921 nt
Organism: Acyrthosiphon pisum (pea aphid)
Lineage: Eukaryota; Metazoa; Arthropoda; Insecta; Hemiptera; Aphididae
Gene: RpL13
Product: ribosomal protein L13
Exons: 5
Coding region: 174-854 (226 amino acids)
Biological process (GO): translation
Cellular component (GO): ribosome; cytosolic large ribosomal subunit
Molecular function (GO): RNA binding; structural constituent of ribosome
Source: RefSeq, a predicted model, not a curated record
UGCAGGCAACAUAAAACGAUCGUAGUGCGUCAUUUUGAGGUUAGCCGAUAACUCCUAUCAACUACGGCAGCUACCAAACAAACAACGUUCCUUUUCUAUUCGUUCAUUCUCCUAAGAAUUGAUUGAUUCCCUUCAUUUUCGGAUAUAGGUAGUCAACAACAAAAGUCAUCAAGAUGGCUCCAAGCGGAAAUAAUAUGAUCCCAAAUGGUCAUUUUCACAAAGACUGGCAACGAUACAUUAAGACCUGGUUCAAUCAACCAGCUCGUAAAUACAGGCGUCACCAGAAUCGUAUUAAGAAAGCCAAAGAGUUGGCACCUAAACCAGCGGCGGGGCCUUUGCGACCAGUUGUACAUUGCCCAACAUUGCGAUACCACACUAAAGUCCGUGCCGGACGUGGUUUUACUCUGCAAGAGCUGAAGGGUGCUGGUUUAAAUAAACAUUAUGCCCGUACCAUUGGCAUUGCUGUAGACACUAGGCGCCGUAACAAAAGUGUAGAAUCGUUGCAAGUGAACAUUGAACGUUUGAAGGAGUACCGUUCCAAAUUGAUUUUGUUCCCGCUCAAGAGCAAGACCAAUAAGAUUAAGAAGGGUGAAGCUACUGAAGAAGAAUGCAAGACAGCUACACAAUUUAAGGGAGUUGUAUUGCCCAUCCAACAGUCUGUCAGCAAAGAACCUGAAGCACGAGCUAUCACUGAAGAAGAGAAGAAGUUCAAUGCUUUCAACGCUAUUUGCCAGGCAAGACUUGAAGCUAAAUUGGUUGGUAUCAAAGAAAAGAAGGCCAAGGAAGCUGCAGAAAACCCAGAUGCGGCGAAAAAAGCUGCUGACAAGAAGGGUAAAGGAAAGAAGAAGAAGUGAUUGGUGGUGGUAUAUUUUGUUUGACUUUUAUAAUUAUAAUAACUCAAUAAAAACGUUAAACAUGAUA